Molecule: messenger RNA, 1078 nt
Organism: Amaranthus tricolor (Joseph's coat)
Lineage: Eukaryota; Viridiplantae; Streptophyta; Magnoliopsida; Caryophyllales; Amaranthaceae
Product: universal stress protein PHOS34
Exons: 5
Coding region: 275-805 (176 amino acids)
Source: RefSeq, a predicted model, not a curated record
UCUUGUCAUUAUAAGACACAAAAGUCCUAACCCAUGAAGAUGAUCACAUAGAAAAGGCAGUAGGUGGUUUUUAUAAUAAUCCUUGAACAAAAAAAAACCAUGGGUUUCUGAUCAAAUGCUGCUGGCUGUCAUAGCUAUUGGCAAAUUGAAGAGACAUUUAACUACCUAUUCUUUCUCUGACCUUUCCAUUGAAUUCGAGACACAAUUAUCAAAUUCAACCUCAGAAAAAAAACCCUAUUUCACGUCAUUUGGAGAACAAUUCCAUUAGAAUUAGAUGGCUAUGGCGGGAACUCUGAAGUGCGUGGUGGUUGCAGUUGAUGGAAGCGAUGAAAGCAUGAACGCCCUUAAAUGGGCGCUUGAUAAUGUCAGCGUUAAAUCACCUGAAGAUGGUGGAUCUUUUGUUAUCCUUCAUGUUCAACCUCCGCCUUCUAUUGCUGUGGGGAUCAAUCCUGGUUCUAUUCCUUUUGGGGGACCCAGUUUGGAGGUGCCAGCUUUUACUGCUGCGAUUGAAGCUCAUCAAAAACGUGUUACUGAUGCUAUUGUUAAUCAUGCGUUAGAAAUUGCUACCCAAAAGAAUGUGAAUGUCAAAACUCAAGUAAUUGUUGGGGAACCAAAGGAAAAAAUAUGUGAAGUUGUUGAUGAACUGCAUGCUGAUUUGCUUGUGAUGGGGAACCGUGCUUUUGGGCGGAUCAAGAGAAUGUUUCUGGGAAGUGUGAGCAAGUACUGCAGCAACUAUGCAUCUUGCCCUGUUGUCAUAGUGAAGGAUGAACCUGCAGAAGCUUUACAAGCAUAUGGCGAUCAAUAACACUGCAUCUCUAGCAAUGAUCUAAACACAAGGGAACACUGGACGCCUGCCUGGACAUAAUGUACUUUUCCAUGGCUACUUUUGGUGGUGUUUGCUAUUGUUAGGUUUCUUUUCUUUAAUUUGCCCGUCAUUGAAUGUGAUCAAAGUGAUAAAUUUGAUCGUUUGCACAGGCCUGAUCAUGUCACUAGAUCACGGUGCUGAACUACUAUGAUUUGUUUGAUGGUUUUUAUAAUGUAAAGAUUGAUUAAAUAUGUAAAACCGAAAUGUUGUAUA